Messenger RNA from Rana temporaria (common frog), 2572 nucleotides. RefSeq names its product cytidine monophosphate-N-acetylneuraminic acid hydroxylase-like. The record is from RefSeq and is a predicted model, not a curated record. The transcript has 15 exons. The coding region runs from base 221 to 1984 and encodes 587 amino acids. NCBI's taxonomy places the organism in Eukaryota, Metazoa, Chordata, Amphibia, Anura, Ranidae. Gene Ontology annotation, molecular function: 2 iron, 2 sulfur cluster binding.
CCUGGCCCGGUGCAACCUGCUGCUUCAUCUUAUCUGUCAGCGCUGCUCCUUUACUAGAACAGAACUUAGGAAUCCCGGGGCAUAACCUUCUGACGAUUGUACUAACAGUUUAUAAAUCUCAGAUACCCCAUGUGCUGAGGGAGCAUUUACCAAGCAUACAUUUUCCACGGGCGUAUUCGGACAAUCUGACCACUCCUUACGAAGAAGGGAACUGAGAAAUAUGGAACAAAGUGCAAACACUCUGCUACAUAUCACAGCCUCAGAGAAAGAAAAUUUAAAAGAAGGGGUAAAUUUCUUGAGAAAUAAGGAAAGCGGUAAAAAUUUCAUUGUAUUUAAAAAUGAAGAGGAAGAGUUACGAGCUUGCAAAAACCUAUGUAAACACCAAGGAGGAACCUUCAUAAAGGAUAUUGAGGACCUGGAUAGCAGCAUCGUGCGUUGUACAAAGCACAACUGGAGACUGGAUGUGAGCUCCAUGAAGUAUGUCAACCCACCAGACAGCUUCUGUCAAGAAGAACUAGUCAUUGAAAAAAAUGAAGACAACAGUAUUUCCCUUGUGGAACUGGAUCCUCCAAAUCCCUGGGACUCUGAUCCAAAGAUUCCAGUAGACUUGGAAGUAGGGGAGUUACAGAUUACCUAUUUAACUCAUGCCUGCAUGGAACUGAAGCUGGGACAGAAGUAUAUGGUGUUUGAUCCUUGGGUGAUUGGUCCUGCCUUUGCUCGAGGAUGGUGGCUGCUUCAUGAACCUCCAUCUGACUGGCUGGAGAGGGUGUGUCAUGCUGACCUAAUUUAUAUAAGCCACAUGCACUCUGAUCACCUAAGUUAUCCUACACUCAGAAAGCUUGCUGAAAGAAGACCGGAUAUACCAAUAUUUGUUGGAAAAACAGAACGACCUGUCUUCUGGUACCUGAAUCAGAGCGGUGUUAACUUGACAAAUAUCAAUGUUGUCCCUUUUGGAAUCUGGCAGCAGGUGGAUGCAGAUCUCAGAUUUAUGAUACUGAUGGAUGGAGUUCAUCCUGAAAUGGACACUUGCAUUAUUGUAGAAUACAAAGGUCAUAAAAUCCUAAAUACAGUGGAUUGCACUCGACCUAAUGGUGCAAAGCUCCCCACAGAUGUUGCUGUAAUGAUGAGUGACUUUGCUGGAGGUGCAUCUGGAUUUCCAAUGACAUUCAGUGGUGGAAAGUUUACAGAGGAAUGGAAGGCACAGUUUAUAAAGACAGAAAGAAAGAAACUGCUGCAUUACAAAGCCCAACUUGUCAAGGACUUAAACCCUCGUAUCUAUUGCCCCUUUGCUGGUUACUUUGUGGAGGCACAUCCAUCAGAUAAGUAUAUUAAGGAGACAAACAUUAAAAAUGAUGCUGCAACAUUGAAUCAGCUGAUAACUAAAAUGUCAAAUGUUAUUACCUGGACUCCAAAGCCAGGAGCAGUGAUGGACGUUGGCAGGGUAUUAAAGGACCCAAGUGACAGAGAGGCCAUUGUUGAUCCACCAGAAGGUACCAAAAUCUUCAAAGAUUCUUGGGACUUUGAUACAUACCUGGAUGCCAUGUCUAUUUCGUUUACUGAUGAGAUCUUUAACUAUCCAUCUUGGAUUAAAGAAUAUUUCGUCUGGGCUGGGUUCAAAGACUAUAACUUGGUUGUCAGGAUGAUUGAAACUGAUGAGGACUUUGUUGACUUGCCUCGGGGCUACAACUACUUGGUAGAUUUCUCAGACCUUUCUUUUCCUACUAAAAGACCAAACCGUGAUCAUCCUUAUGAAGAAAUAAGAAGUAGAGCUACCGUCAUGAGACAUGUUGUGAAAAAUGGCCUACUCUGGGAUGAUUUAUACAUUGGAUUUCAAACACGACUUCAGAGGGACCCAGAUAUCUACCAUCACCAAUUCUGGAACCAUUUUCAGAUCAAGCUGCCCAUAACACCACCUGACUGGAAUGCAUUUUUGGAACAAGAGAAACAAAGUGGAAAUAAUGCACAGAUUUGCAGUGUAAUGUAAAUCAUUACCAGAAAAUAUGUCACAACCUGAAGUAGCUGCUGGAACUCCUUUUAAUCUCAAAUCUGGCAAUGAGUGCCUAUUGUUUUUAUGAUAAUUAGGAGGUCCAAACAUCAAAAUCUGAUAUUCUCCUUUAGAAUUACCAAAAACUAUAUAGUGAAAGUGCUCUUUUUAGCUAUCCAUUCCAUUUACAGUAUUAUUCAAAAAGAUGGAACAAAUUUUUACUUUUUAUUUCAAACAAACUGUGUUGGAUAGACACAUAUUUUGUACAUCACUGGAUAGAGCAGGGGUGCCAAACCAAUGGCCCUGUGGAGCCCUCUCAUGUGGCCCACGACCUGUGUUGUGAAUGAAGCCGGCAGUAGAGAAAGCAAGUGGUUGCGAGGCAGAGACGCAUAAGCCGAUGCUUCCUGUAUAGCACCGGCUCCUGUCACAGGUGGAGUGAUACCAAAUAUGGGCAUAUCUGUUCUGCGGUGGUUACUGGGCAGUUUUCAAACUGAUCAGCAGGUGCAUCACCUACCUCCCAAAAAAAAAGAAGAGGAUCCAGGGUGGAUUGGAUCGAAGGGCCCAUAGAGUAGAGUGGGCUGUAUCUGC